Messenger RNA from Mugil cephalus (flathead mullet), 4975 nucleotides. It is a transcript of the gene il34, whose product is annotated as interleukin 34. Gene Ontology annotation, biological process: positive regulation of cell population proliferation; positive regulation of protein phosphorylation; positive regulation of macrophage differentiation. Lineage: Eukaryota; Metazoa; Chordata; Actinopteri; Mugiliformes; Mugilidae. The record is from RefSeq and is a predicted model, not a curated record. Gene Ontology annotation, molecular function: cytokine activity; macrophage colony-stimulating factor receptor binding.
CCUGCCCUGUGAUAGACUGCUGACCUGUCUAGGGUGUACCCUCCCUCUUGCCCAUUAACAGCUGGAAUUUCUUCCCGGGUUCCCGCCCGUGACCACAGCCAGAUGGGUCCCUACAUAUGAGCCAGCGUGCGCCGAGUUCCCAGCUUGUCGUCGCAGCAAUUUGUCUUCCUGGUGGGACUUUGGGUCGUGGAGCGCAGAGGACGAGCUAAACGGGGCUGAAAUUAUGAAUGGAGGAGGCAAUAGCAGAGACUGUGAGCAGCAGGAAGCUCUUACUCUGUCUCUCUGAGAGAUGCAGAACAGUGCAAUGAAGACCUGAAGGAGGGAGACGCUGUCAUCGCACCAAACGCACGCGCCAGAGACUUUCAGCACGCAAAAGACUUUCAGCAGUGUAUGCACGUCUUGUGUGUGUAUUAGCGAAUAUACACACCGCUGAGUUUAAAACCCAGUGUUACUGAGGACUUAAGCCAAAGAGUAUGGUUCUACUGUGCAACUCAGUCUGCCUGCUGGGAGGCCUGUUUCUGAUCAGCCCUGUUCUGAUGACCCCAGCCAGCAUGUGCACACCCUUGAAGACGCUCAACGACAGCCUCAGCCACAGGCGACGGUACAUGAAACACAACUUCCCCAUCAACUACACCAUCAGGGUUCAUCAAAGGGAAAUCUUUAAAUUGUCAAAUAUCAGCAGAAUGAACUCAAGUGUGGAGGGGUUGGAAGAGCUGGUGCUCCAGAGGCUGUGGUUUCAAGUCAACCAAGGCAUUUUAAAAAAGAUCAUCCGGGUCAUGCCGGAGCGACAUCCUUCGCGUCCGUACACAGUCGAGCUGGAGCGGCGCUUCAGGGAUGUGGAGGGAGUCUUCGUGCAGUCGCAUCCCGCUGAGGCGUUCCAUCAGGAACUUCCAGACGUGAUCCAGGACAUAUGGGAUUCUUUAACAGAGGAGCCAGACAGGGUGCCGGAGUCCAGCUGGCGAUUUGCUUCUCCAAAGUCUCUCUUGGACAACUUGUGUCGCACCAUGUUUUGCCUCUUCAGCGAGUGCUUCGCCAGCACGGAAGCUCAGCAAGACUACUGUGGUGUUUCCCAUUGGAGGAAAGGGGGAAGAAAGACUUACAGCCCGAAAGCUGAGGAGAAGCCGGCGGAGUGAAGUUGUCCCUGUUGACACGGAUUAGGGAUUAGUUGUAAUAUCUCCCCCGAGCUGCGGGGAGAGUCGAAAAAAUCCACACCGAAACAAGAACAUUCAGUCCUGAUUUGUGAACAUCACUAAAUCUUUCCCAGAUUUACAAGACGGACCCAAGAUUGUGUCCCUGUGACAGUGGAAAAAAAAAAAAAAAAAGCUUGGCAAGGCGCCAUCAGUCACAGUAGAAAGUCGUAGGCAGAGUAACUGCAUCUGCACUCACUUUUUGAACAUUUGGAUUUUGUACAAAAAAAAGAAAGAAAAAAAAGAAAAUUUUUGAGUAAAAAGCUCAAAAAUGUCUCCAGCUAUUGGCCAGCAAGACUGAAAAUUAUUUUUCUCUCGAUGCCGUCUCCUAUGAAUCCGGUUACUGCAUCUGGAAGAGGUUCGUUCAUGUUCACUUAUGUCGACUGAAUGGAUGAUCAGUUCAUUAUCAUCUCCUAAGGUGGAUUCUUUGAGGAGGAAGUUGGGAAAGCAAAGGGUUAACUUCACCUGAACGGGGAGGGGCGGGGCAUCACUGAGAGCUUUGCCAUUUCUCAGCUUUUUUUAAAAGACAAAAAAAAAAAAGAAAAGAAAAAAAAAAGCCACCCUUCGACCUGCAUCGUUCACCUCGGACCCCAAACGUCAGAUUAUGCUGAGUAGCUUCAGCUGGCUUUGCGUGCUUCUAUGACUGCUCUUUGAAACCGCGAUGAGCGAGAGCAGCGAGCAUGAACUGGUGUCAACUACUGUUUCCUCUUUCUCGAUCAGUUGUUGAAUAUAUGUUUAACAUAUUGUGUUUUUACGAGCGUGCAACAGGCCCAUACUGCAAAACUCUGUUCAUUUGUUCAUGGAACGGAUCCAAAAAUGAAAACAACUUUUAGACGGAGUGAAAGCCGAAUCCACCCUAUGCAUUUUAUAUCUACUGUACAUCUGUUUUUGUUGUUCUUUGUUGUCUUUAUUAUUAUUUUUUUUUUUUUUAUCCAGGCAACUAUUGAAUAUUUUUUAAUGACUUUGUGCAAAGCUCAUGGUUGAUUGUUAAUAUUUCAAGUUUGAAAUUAACAUUUUUUAAAUAGUCAACUGGCCUAAGGUUUUAAAUAGAUAAAUUCACACUCUAUCCCAGUUCAGCCAAUAGAAAAACAUAAAGAUAACGGGUCACUUUAUUUUUUUUAAUUUUUUUAAUUUUUUCCAGGUUGAACACUUUCACAGAAUUCUGUACAUACUAGAAAUCCAUGUAUAAGUAGCUAUAAAAUACGUGUCAGGCAAGAAGAAUGGAGGCCGAGCUUGCAUAUAAUAAAAAUAAAUUUUAUCAACAAAGCAGCUUUCAAAAUAGAAUUAUAUGAAUUGAAAGACAACAUAUUUAACAGAAGGUAGAACCAAAGUAAUUGAUGAAUAUGUUCUGUUGAGAAAGUGCCAUUUGAGUUGAAGUGAGAGGUUUUAAAGAGCGCAGCAAAGGCCCCGGUCACCGGGUAGGACAAGUCAAAAUGUGGGACACUUAUUGGGCUCAUACAGUUUUCUGUCAUAGGAAAGAACCAGACAGUAAUAGUUGUUAAAAUAGUUCUAAGAUUUGCGAUGGUUUGCAUGUUGUUGCCUAGUGUUAAUUCUGCUGCUUCCUAGAAUAUUGUGAAGUGCAGAGCCAAGCUUUUUUUUUUUUUUUUGCAAAGGAAAAGGAAUGGUUGAAUCUCAGGUUGCAGUUUAGUCAGAUAAGCGUCAAAAGUGAAAAAUGUCUUCUUAUCUACUGGCCCAUUUUCCAAUAUGAUCAGAUAAAGCACCCACGCAGUAACGCUGGUAGCACUGGGGCCACGGAUCAUCAGUAAGCCAUUCAGCUGCAGGGAUUUUUGAACAAUGGUUGUGAAAUCCUAAGAUGAAAGCAAGAAAUCAAGAAAAGAAACCAUAGUUUUGUUUUUUUUCUGCAAACACAGCAGAACCAACUUAAACCCAGCUCCUGUGAGUAUGGCAACAGGAAGAUGUGAAAACCUGAAGGAGUCAAAAUCCCUUCAAGAAAUAAUCUGCUGUUGCCAUCGCUGCACAGGCAAAUCAAGCAAUUGUUUAGAGUCCUGAUUUAAAAAAAAAAAAAGUAAAAAUCUUUUUUUGUAACAACAACCACCACCAGCAUAAACAAUGCUCCAUCCUCACGUACCAACAGAUCGAGGGACGGCCCUGGACGUUAUUGUUGUGACUGCCAAAUGCCUUAUUGUCGAUGUUUUAGUUGUGUCCAUCAUGCCAAACCCCGCCUGUUUGUACAAAGGCCAGACUGUUAGAAGGACCAAGUCCAUGCGACACAGCCGGGGUUUGCUCCGGUUCCCACGAUACCUCUUGUGUGUCGAGUCAGGAUUUGUGAUGGGGAUGCACAGUACAGUACACAGUACCUUAUCACAACUAACCGGCAGUUAAUGUUUAGUUGAACAGUUACCUGUUUACACCUGCUUCUGUGCACUUAAUAAAAGUCUACUGUUCCACAGUAUUCAACAAAUUUAAAAAGGGGGGGGUAGGCCACCUAUAAUGGUUGGGAUUAGAGUGUCCCUCGGUCUUUUCUUUUCACUCGAUGCAGACGUCCUCUUUUGUUUGUUCCUCAUACCUCUGCACCCUCUGUUUCUUUAAGGCACUGGAAUAAUACACCAGUGGCCCUUCUGGGAUGUUUCUGAAUGAGUGAUUUGUGAGGCACAUGUUUGGUUUAGGCAACUUCCUGCAUUCUGAUAUACCUAAUCUUAAACAGGUCUCUCCCAUCAGAUUGAAGUUUCUUAUUUGGUGAUUCUCACCAUUUGUGUUUACUUUGGCGACUAAAUGUGCUAUGCUAUGUUUGAUAUUUGUACGUGUAUCUGCGUUUGCUGCCACCAUUCAGUAGAAGCACCGGGGCAUAAUUCGCUCAUUGCUACGUGCUUUCUGUGUUUUUCUGAAGCCGUCAUUCGUGCAUGUAAGUCACAGCGCUGGCGGCUUUUAUCUCCUGGUUCCUUGCCUGCAAAUCCUGACAUGCUGGUUCAGUCAGUUUAUUGUGCAACAGUCUCUGACCCCCAUUUUAACCUUUGGGUUCACUGCUUUUUUUCUUCUUUUUUUUACAGUACUUACCAGAGGUAGUUUCAGAAGUGCCCAAAAAUAAAUCCAUAAUAAAUAGUUAUUUUUUUCAAGAUGGCAGUUAAGAAAAUUGGAUUGCUUAAGUUCAAUGCAAAAUUACAAAUUAUAAGUAUACAGCACAAUUAGAAAUGUAUUUUUGUAUAUGUAACUUUUCAUUUCAUGAAAUUGUAUUUAUUGCACAAACGAAAUGAUGUUUUUUUUAUUUUAAUUGUGCUACUCCCAAGACUGGACAAAGGUUCUAUUUGUGAAAGCUUUCUGUAUGUUUGGGAGUUAGAGUUUGUGCAUUCACUCCUGACACAUGAUAUCUCAUUCAAUUAUAAGGUUAAUGAUACCACACGUGGUUUUCAGUCUUCCUCGAUGAAGAAUAUUGGCAUACAAGAUGAAUGAUAAUUAUUGGUAUACUGUAUUUCUAUAAAUAUAUUGCCUGUACUUAUUGUACUUAUUAUAUAUAUAUAUAUUUAUAUAUAUACAUAUUUUUUCAAUCUUAUGUGACUGUAUGGUUGUCUUUUUAGUAACCACGACAGACUCUUAAGGUGUAUUCAAACGUCCCUCGUUGUGCAAAUGAAAGCAAUAUUUCCAUCCGGCAGGAGCACCAGAGAAAUCCAUGAAAGGUUGUUUUUCUGCGGUCCGAAGAUAGAUUUUAGAAAAAGAUUUUCUUUUUUUUAUACUCAAGAUAUAGAAUAUUUAUUUUUUGGAAAUGUAUGAUGUUAUUUGACAGUACUUUUAUGAAAGAAAUAAGAAAUAAAUCACUAUUUUUUAUCAACUAA